Molecule: messenger RNA, 1509 nt
Organism: Pediculus humanus corporis (human body louse)
Lineage: Eukaryota; Metazoa; Arthropoda; Insecta; Psocodea; Pediculidae
Product: golgin IMH1, putative
Exons: 10
Coding region: 1-1509 (502 amino acids)
Molecular function (GO): protein binding
Source: RefSeq, a predicted model, not a curated record
AUGAGUACAAAAAUUCAAAGCGGUAAUUAUAAAAAAUAUAACAAACCGAAAGGUUUGAAUAAAGAAAAGAGUAAAUACCUGAGAGAAAAAUUUCAAGAAUUGGCAGUUCAAGUCAUGCAAAAUAAGGAUGGUGAUGGAAGGAAUUCGGAUGAAAAUGAAAAAAAAUUAGAAAUUCCAGAACAAAUAGAAAAUACAUUAAAUUUAUCAAGUACUAAUAUGAUAAAAAUUCCUGAUUCACUAUUAGAUAAAGUCAAUAAUGUCGAGUAUUUGUAUCUUGAAGGAAAUAAACUUAAUUCCUUGCCAGAUGAUUUUUUUGAAAAACUUUCAUCAGUUAAAUGGGUAGAUUUAAGAAAUAAUUGUUUGACUUCACUUCCAACAAUUGGAUUAAAAAAUCACAAUAGUCUGGAAAUUUUACUCCUUCAAGGAAAUCAAAUUAGAUAUCUACCACCUGAAUUAGGUACGGUACCUAAUCUCAAAGGUUUACAAAUAACAGGGAAUCCUUUGACAAACGUACCUUCAAAUGUUAUCGCCAAAGGAUUUUCUGAAAUUUUAAAUCAUCUAAGAAAAAUUCAAACAUCUCUUGAUGUUAUAAAUGGCGAAACAGAAAAAACAAACACAUAUCAAAAUGAGGAUGAUGAAGAAAAUGGUGAAGAACAAAAUUAUAAUUUGACAAAUACUUAUCAGAAUCAAAUUUCUGAUUGGAGUAAAUUAUCACAAUGGCGACCAUUUAUAACGAAAAAAUUUAAAAACGUUACAAACGACAUAAGUAACAGUUGUAAAAGUGAAAAAUCAAAUCAAAAUAAGGGAAAAAUUUCAGUGACAGUACGCACUUGUCCAAAACCUGUGACAAAAAUUAAACCUUUUAAAUGUGAUAGUUAUAAUAAAAAAAAACACAAAAACCUUAGGGUGUCUUCGAGUGGUAUUAAUGCCAAAAAAACUAGGCUUGGAUAUAAGAGAAAACCCAUAACUUUAGCUGAUAUCGAAGAAAAAUCUAAAAGGGAAGCUCAGUUGGAAGUUAUGAGAGAAAUUUUAGAAAAUCAAGCUAGAAAAAUUCAAAGAAUGAAAGAUAAAAAUGCUUUACAGGCUUGGAGAGAUCAUGCCAGGUUUACAAAAGAACAGAUAGCUUUAUUAGAUAACUAUCAACAAUAUCCAUCAAAAGGUUAUGCUAAAAAUAUACCUUAUGAUAUUGAUCCAGAAUUUUUAAAUAUGCUAAACAGAGCAGAUUUGUAUAGGAAUUCAAAUGGUAAAAAAUCUACAAAUAUUCGAAGGCCAAAAGUUAAAAUUUCAGCACGCGAUCUUGAAUUACAAAUGAAUGAAAUAGUUAAUAUGCUUCAAAAGUUAAACACCGAAGAUGACCAAAUUUCCUCUCCAAGAACCAAACGAAGUCAUACCUGUCAUAAAAUCUCCAAGAUUCAGGAAAUACAAAAAACUCUUCAAAAACUUCAAAAUUUAAACUCUUCGAUGGCUGGGUUAAGAACAUAUGUAAAGGCCCAAGCCAAGAGUUUAUAA